AUGACACUGAACCCAAACUUGAAUCGAAAGAAGCAAAAAGUUACCCAAAAUCAGUACUCAGGAUAUACCAUUCCAUCAUCACCUGCGACUGAAAUAACCACCAUUGACACAGCUACGUCCUCAAUUACGGCCCGUGAGUUUUUUGCCAAGUUCAUAUCCCAACGCAAGCCAGUCAAACUUGUUAAUAGUAGUAGGACCAACGAGGCAUGUUUUCUUGAUGUUGAAAAGUUUCAAUUGAAUAAUUUACAAGCGACAUUAGCAUAUGAUGAUGAGCCUUUGCAAGUGGAGGAAUUAUUUCAAGGUGGAUUUGGACUGGGCCAGAAACGAGUCGAUAUGAUGUUGGGUGAUUUACUUCAUGAGUUUAAGACAGGUGAUAGUGAGUUAUAUUUGACUACUCAGUAUGACCGUGAAGGAGACAAUGAGGAAAAUGGAAAGGAGCACAAAGUGGGAGAUGAAGUGGAGGAAGGAUUGGCCGGUGAAAGAACAGAAGAACAAGAAGAACAACAACAACGACAACAACAAGAAGGAGAAGAAGAAGGAGAAGGAGAAGAAGAGGAGGAGGAGGAAGGGACUGCUUUAUUUGAACAAAUGUCAAAUGCCUCAUCAAUAGACAUGAAUGACCUACACGAUGACUUUGAUGACUUUGAAAAUCUUUCAAGUGACAACGAAGAUGAUGAUUCAGACUCCGAAUAUGAAGCUUAUCAACGAGUCAAGACAUUAUAUCAACCACCACUCACCAACCUUGCCAAAUCAUCAAAGGUUUUACCUACAAACCCACCACUUAUACCAAACUUAAUCCCUCAACAAAUUAAUAUUUGGAUGGGUAAAACCGGUCCCACCAACAGAGCCCAAUUCUCCAUUGACCCAUCACAACCAUUGACUGAAUUGGAUCGCAGCAUACCCAAUAACGGCACGAGCUCAGGACUACAUCAUGAUCAUGCUGAUAAUUUAUAUGUUUUGGUACAAGGACGCAAGAGGUUUACAAUAUACAGUCCAAACGAUGCUAGUAAAUUGUAUACAGUGGGCAAAAUACAUAAGAUUUUCAAUAAUGGAGUCAUUGAUUAUGAAGUUGAUGAACAAUUUCCUAAUUGGAGACUGAUUCGCGAUGAUGGGGCAAUGAUUGAAGAUGUUUUGAAUUGGCAAAUCAGUCAAACUCAAGACAAGGAGGAGCUUGAACAAUUGAAUGAAUUGCUUUCAAUUCAGGAAUCGAAACGAAAAUGUCACUGCAACAAGAGUCAACAAGAUGAAGAGGCAAAUUUAAAUGGUAAUCGAGAGCAACUGCAUGAUCCUCCUAGCUUUUCCAAAAUCCCACCGGCACUACUACACGUCGAUGAAGUCGAUGAUCCUAAACAACAACAAAGACUAAUAGAGUUUGCUAAUACUCAUUUCCCAGGAUUCUUGCAGUUGAAGAAAAUCACCGUAUGGCUAGAACCAGGACAUAUGUUGUACCUUCCAGCAAGCUGGUUUCACGAAGUAUCUAGUUUUGGCGAGGAAUGUGAUGCAAAGGACAACAAUAGUGGUGGGAAAGGGGUACAUAUUGCAUUGAAUUAUUGGUUUGUGCCACCCAACACUGACAAUUUUGACAAUUGUUAUAAAGACCAGUAUUGGCAACAGGAUUGGGAAGAGACUAAACAGGCACUCGGUGUAUUCAUAGAUGCAAGUAAACCCACCACCUAA
Lodderomyces margitis is the source of this 1677-nucleotide messenger RNA. RefSeq lists its product as uncharacterized. The transcript has a single exon. Lineage: Eukaryota; Fungi; Ascomycota; Pichiomycetes; Serinales; Debaryomycetaceae. Gene Ontology annotation, molecular function: 2-oxoglutarate-dependent dioxygenase activity. The coding region runs from base 1 to 1677 and encodes 558 amino acids. The record is from RefSeq and is a predicted model, not a curated record.